This is a messenger RNA of Daldinia caldariorum, 2520 nucleotides long. Its product is annotated as Protoporphyrinogen oxidase. The transcript has 3 exons. The coding region runs from base 91 to 2085 and encodes 664 amino acids. The record is from RefSeq and is a predicted model, not a curated record. Lineage: Eukaryota; Fungi; Ascomycota; Sordariomycetes; Xylariales; Hypoxylaceae. Gene Ontology annotation, molecular function: protoporphyrinogen oxidase activity, oxygen as acceptor. Gene Ontology annotation, cellular component: mitochondrial inner membrane. Gene Ontology annotation, biological process: heme biosynthetic process.
GCAGCUCCAAAAGCAACACGCCACUUUUGUACAUUUCCUAAACUCCAACAUGCCAUCUUCAGUGCUACAGCCAUCUACAAUUCGUAUGCAAUGACUUCCAAACGCUCAGAAGACCUUCUCGUAAGUCUUCUGAGGUCUGCAUACCGCAAUGCACGACAUGGCUCCCCCGCCCGAACCUCGACGUCUCUAGCUUCACGACCGCUGAGUUCCCUGGCAGCUCCGAGCAGCCUUCUUCACUCGUCAAUCCGAAAGCAGGUCGCUUGCUCUCGGUCCGGGAAGUUCCCCCGAUCUCAGACCCGGACGUUCGCGACCGUUAAAGCAGACAAUGGCAAGACCCGGGAAAUCGCCGUUCUUGGUGGUGGCGUCACUGGCUUGACGGCCGCACACUACUUGGCCCGCUAUGCGAAAGACGCACAUAUCACCCUAUAUGAAGCGUCUGAUAGGCUUGGUGGAUGGAUACACGGGCAGCUGGUACCGACAGGAAACGGGGAUGAGAAAAUAUUAUUUCAGUCUGGUCCGCGCAUGCUUCGUCCGGGUGGCGCGAGUCUCAAGUAUGAUGACCUCGUCUUCUACGAUGUAUUGAUCAACUUAGGCAUUGAACAUAAACUUUUACCCCACGAAGGUCUUCCUAAUGCCCGUUACAUAUAUUACCCGGACCACCUAGUCAAGUUACCUGAUCCAUCUCGUAAGAGCAUUCUUGAGAUACUCCGGUCCUACCUUACAGAGCCCAUCUGGGAUGGGGCCUUGAAAUCGGCUUUUAAUGCCGCACUCGCAGCGAUGAAUACGCCCCCAGAUAGUGACUCUCGCAGUUCCUUGUUGGAACAAGACGAGUCUGUGGGAGAAUCUCUAGGCCGGCUUUUCAAAGAUGACAGGCAUAUUAAUAAUAUUAUAUCGGCCAUAGCGCAUGGUAUCUACGGCGGCGAUGUGUACAAAUUGAGUGUGAAGCACACCAUCUUCGAGCCAUGGUGGCGUUCUACUAUACUCCCAAGUAAUCAUGACAACAUUUACCUAGAACUUAAGGAACUGGUUCUAGAACUUGGCAUGUCGAGAACCCCUAACAGAAACAAGAUUGCGACAUUAGCCAAUAAAGCGGUCCAUUGGAAAACUAUGGCGUUUGAAGAUGGUCUGCUCACCCUCAAAAACAGUUUAAUAGAAGAUUUGAGGAACCAGAGAAAUGUUACGGUCAAGACCAGUACUCCAGUCACUUCUCUGGCGUAUAAAGACGACCGAGUGUCGGUGACCUCGACGGAUAAGAAGAAGCAGAAACAAACAAAGCAAUACGACCAAGUAAUCAGCACCAUCUUCUCCAAACACCUCGCCGGGCUGGUUGAGCCUAAGGGCAGCCUCACCUCGCUGAGCCAAACUCAUGCCGUGACCAUCAUGGUCGUCAACAUCUGGUUCCCGAACCCGAACCUUCUCGCGAACAACCCGGGCUUCGGCUACCUGGUACCGACGUCGACGCCAGAUAACGACGCGUGCAUACUGGGCGUGCUCUUCGACUCGGACAUGGAGCUGAGCUCCUCGGAACGCCGCGGCACGAAGCUCACCGUCAUGAUGGGCGGACACUACUGGGACGGCUGGGUCGAGUACCCGACGGAGGAAAUGGCGAGCGCGAUCGCGCUGGAGGCGGUCCAGCGGCACUUGGGAAUCGACCCGGCCGAGGCCGAGCAGGCCGUGACGCACGCGUACCUCGCGCGCGAGUGCCUGCCGCAGCACUUCGUGGGCCACCAACAGCGCAUGAAGGACGCACACUACGAGCUGCUGAAGUCUUUCCAGGGCCGCCUCUCCGUCGCCGGCCCCAGCUACACGACAAUCGGGGUGAUGCCGGCGAUGCGGGCGGGCUGCGAGGCCGCCAUGCGAGUCGCGCGGGGGCACGGCCCCCCUUGGUUCUACCACGAGAGGCACGGACGACGCCUCGGCGCAGUCGACGACGACGGCAACUACCACGAAUUCCCCGACCACGUCGGCGUCACGGGCCUCCUGGGCUUCACGAGGCCGUAUGCGAAGACCUUGUGCCAAGUGGAAAGUUCCUCUUUGCGGUAUAAGAGGUGGUGGAAGGGUUACGCUGUUAAUAAUGGUAAGUAGAGUAGGUCCCUAGGUCCCCAGGUAGGUAGGUAGGUACCUAAGGUUAGGUACAUAGGGAAAUAAAUUCCAGGGCUCUGGGGCUGGGGCUGGGGUGUUGAGAUGAAAAUGUGAUGAGACGCGAUGUGAUGAAUGGCUGGGAGUAAGGGUAAAGGCAGGGGUGUAGGUAGGUACUACCUAAUAUCUAUAAGUCGACAGGUUUACGAAAAUAAACGGGGAUCGGGUCGGAGGGAAGGGCCUAGGAUUGAUGGGCAUGAUGGUAUUAUGGGAGGUGGGAGGUGAGAGGCGGUGAUGAGAUAUUAGCAUAUCUAAGGUACCUUAUCUAAGGUAUCUCGAUGUUAAAAUAUAAGCGUACAUAUGUUGGAAAUAUAAAUAAAUACAUCUAUCUUACUAGCUAGUGGUUUUACGAGGACUAGUUAGAGGAAUGAGAAACGCGGU